AUGGCUUCUACUGUUCUGCACCUCGUCGCGCUGUCUGCUGCUUUAGGCCAGGCGGCGGCUUCUUUCAGUCUGAACGUUUCGGGCCCUAGCUGGGACUACACAACCAAAGACUUAGCCGACUCGACAUCCCAGGCCUGCAAGGAUGCCUACAGUGCCGCUAUCGACUGCGAUGAAACCCUGGUAAAGCUCGUCGCCUCUUUGGAUCCCGACUUCAACCCCAAUGCCGCGGAUUUGGAGACGACGUGCACUACAAAAUGCAGUGACUCAUUGGCUCAGUACGUCAAGAAUGUCAAAGCUGCGUGUGACAAGGACGGCGAUCGAGCGGGACUGGCGGACGGAAACGACCUUGACUACUCUGCCGCUGUCGCUACGGUGGGCGAGGUUUUCCAGUACUACUAUGGCGAGGCCUGCGCCAAGAAUGGAAGUAACUACUGUUACUUGACUUACUCCGAGAGCCAGGACUGGGCCAAGACCGACUUCCCCUGCACCGACGAAUGCGCAGUCAAAUUCUACGAAAACGCUCACGACCAGCCCGGCUCCGGAUACUUCUUCAGCUACUUUGUGCUCGCUAGCCAGUCCUCGUGGUGGGAUGGAACCUUUGCUGGUGGCUACAAGACCGUGGAGAAGUGCAAGGGCCCAAGCGACGCAAGCUCCGGCACGAGCGGAAGUACCAUCAAGACCGAUGUCGCUGACUUGUCCACCAGUCAGACUAGCUCCGGAGCGGCUACGUCUGCGACGUCGGCCCCGACGGCAGCGAAGGCAAAUGAUGCAGCUCAUAUCUCUGGAACUACCAGCGCUGCAGCUAGUACAGCUACCGCGACGAGUGGUGCUUCUAGACUCCGAAUUCUCUGGUUUUAA
This is a messenger RNA of Penicillium chermesinum, 858 nucleotides long. RefSeq lists its product as uncharacterized. NCBI's taxonomy places the organism in Eukaryota, Fungi, Ascomycota, Eurotiomycetes, Eurotiales, Aspergillaceae. The record is from RefSeq and is a predicted model, not a curated record. The transcript is spliced from 2 exons. The coding region runs from base 1 to 858 and encodes 285 amino acids.